Sycon ciliatum is the source of this 7152-nucleotide messenger RNA. RefSeq lists its product as uncharacterized. Bases 571 to 6441 code for a protein of 1956 amino acids. The record is from RefSeq and is a predicted model, not a curated record. The transcript has 18 exons. NCBI's taxonomy places the organism in Eukaryota, Metazoa, Porifera, Calcarea, Leucosolenida, Sycettidae.
AAGGCUGCAGAAUAGUUGUGUGUCUGACUUGUAUGGUGUUCCUGGCCUAGCGGCGAGCAUGGAUGGAACUGUUGAUCGCAUAGCCGGCUGGCCUCGUGUUGGCGAUGGGGUGAUGAUUAGUACUCGUAACAGCGUAGCCUCCAUCUUAUGGAACGGAGAUUGUCCUUGUGGCGAGGAGCCAGGCAGACAUCGAGAGAGAGAGAGAGAGAGAGAGAGAGAUCGGUGUGGAGUGUUCAUGGCCCGUGCGAUAGGCUGCUAUCCAGUGGAAACCAAGCUGAUCCCAACAAGUCAUUGUUUGUGCAAUCCCGAGAGAAUUAUGGAGUACUACUAGUUGCUUCAACUAACGUCCUUCCUUCGACUUCGUGCAAACUGCAAUUAUUUCGUCAGUAGAACAUGCAGUGUACUAGUUUCAGGAACACUUCUGGCUGUUCGGCUUUGGUAUGCAACGCAGGGGCCUGUUAGGACAGAUGAUUGUUUCAUGACAAGUCUACUGCUGAAAUUUUUCUGCGUUAUCAAUCGCUGCACCUUGGCCCGUAGUGUGUGACCGUUGUGUCAAGACAGUUCUCAAUCAUGUAUGCUAGUGUUUCAAAGAAUCGGACCACUCCAGCCAGUCAAUUGAGCUCUGACCAGGAUGAAGAGAACAUAGCCUUCAGUGGCUUCCUUGUGCAGGGAACACGUCACUUGAGCAACAUACUGGCCUGGAAUCGCCGCUGGUGUGUGCUGGGAGCCGACGACAACAUCCUCCGUGCGUAUAGCAUGCGAUCGCGGAACGUACAGAAACCACUGUGGGAGCUGGAGUUGGAGCAUUGUAGAAUUUCACUCGUUGAUCCCCGUGACUCCGGUGAGAAAACGAGCGCAUUUCGCAUCACACCACCCAUCGACACUGGUCUGCAGCCAUAUCUGUUGCGUACGUAUGAGGAGAGUGAGAUGCAUCGCUGCGUUGAUGCCCUGGCUAAAGCUACUGGACAGCCGCAUACGAAUAGUGAGCUGAGAACACUCCUCACCGUCUCCAAUGCCCCCGGGGCUCGGGUGUUGAGUGCCUCGCCGAACACCAUGCGAGCAGCCAGCACUGCAUCGCACCGCGCUGCAAUUCUACCCUCCGGAGAGGAGAUUGAAAUUGACGACGGUGACGGAUUGUAUGAUAUCCCACCUACUGCACGGCAAGCCGGUGCUGCAGUGCCAAUGGAUGCUACUUAUGAUGUACCACCGCCGCGUUCAGGUGCAGGGCCGUCUAGGUCAACAAGUGACUUUGACUUUCCUACGGACGAGCAGCUGGCCAGUCCUGAACCCAAUGAUGAUGUCCAGGAGGAAGAAUGUGACAUUGAGGACAACUAUGCAGAAUUGAACUUUGGCGAAGAAGGAAAUCGUGGUAAAUCUCCGAAAACGAAUCCGAGGGAAUCUAAUGCUUCUUCCACGGCACCCGAACUUCCAACACGCACAUCCAGGAUGAUGGUGACGAGUACCAGCGACCCAUCUAGCGUAGGCCGUGCCAGUCAGACAAUCAAGGCAGAGCAGGUGAAUGCAGCGAAGGAAAGCUAUGAAAAACAAGAGGAGGAUCUCUAUGCAAGCAUGCCGGAUGACAUCUUGAAUGAUGUCCACCUGUCAGAUAGCAACACUGAUGACUGUGAAGGUAUGUACGAGCAGCUUGACAUCACUGGUUAUGAUUCAAGCACUUCCACAAGCUCCAUCUUUGAGUUUUUCAAGAGGAACAGCAAGGAAAGGAAGAGUGGCAACCAGAAGAAGAGCAAAAGCAAGGAGAAAAAGGAGAAGAAGGACCACCGGCUCCGUCUUAGCUGCAGUGUUGCAGACCUGGUUGACCCGGAUCAAGAUGGAUACCUUGUGAAGCGUACAGGCAAGGGUAUUACAUGGCGACGACGUUGGUUUGUGCUCAAAGACAGGGCCCUCUAUUACUUCCGGUCUCAGGAUGAUGACGUGGCACGAAACGCAAUUAUCCUACCUGGAUGGAAGCUGAGCGCUGUCAGUGAUGAGGCCAGGCGACCAUUCACAUUCAAGCUUUCACAUGACGGAAUGAGCGACUGCUUCCUCUCCGCCGAGACAAGUGAUAGCUAUGAUACAUGGAUUGCUUUAUUGGAACAUUGCCUGCGUAUACCGAAUGGCAAUGACUCUACCCCGUACGGUAUCAACACAACGCCACAGCCCCUAACCAAGGAUGCAGUGGAAGCUGAGAACCUGAUGAAAGCUAUUGGUGACCUGUCAGCACCCCAAUGGGGAGAAGACGAUGUGGCUGCAACCUCCAACGGUUUACCUGCGCCAGAUUCAGUGUAUGAUCACCCACGGCCAAAUGCUGGCAGUCUUGCUAGCGAGGGCUUUCACUCGAGCAGUGGUCAGUCUGGACCUAGCUCACAGCUACAAUCUCCAUCAGCCGUAUCUCAGUCCUCUGGUCUUCCACCGCCGAUUCCCAAUGGUCCUCGGCCAUCUCCUCGACCAGCGGAGAAGUUUGCGGAUGCUCCCGACCUUCCCGAACACUCUACGUAUCAAGAUGUUCCACGUAACAUGAAACGGCAGAACUCUGAGUAUGACACUGAUCUGUACUUGGCUCCGGCUGAAGCAAGAACAUCGGGAAGAAGCACUCCCUUGCAGGCUGAGAGAAGCCGGUCCACGACCCCGGCAAGCGGCGCAUCACCCGCUUUGAUCCGUCAAACUCCGACAGCGACCACCCCCUCGGCCAUCACCUCUACGACCGCUUCGGCCGCAGUGUCACCUUACAGUGGAGAUGAGGCUGACACUGCCUCGCCACAGCAGCAGCGAAAAACAGAUGAUAGUGGUGGUGGCUUUGGCGGCUUCCUCAGGCGAAGCUUUAGAAGGAAGAAGGAAAAUGUCAUUAAACCUGCUACUGUUUUGGUGCAUAAUGGCAUUGUGGAAGGUGUUCUUAAUCGUCGUGGUCCCAUCAAGUGGUCUACUCAUUACUGCCAACUCAAGUCGGGCCAUUUCUUAUGCUACAAGGGAGAUGAUAAGUCCUGCGUGGAAGAAGGAGCAGCCAUACUCGACAUCCGUUUACUCGGCCAGGAAAUCCGCAAUGCCGACCGGGAGGCAAAGCGCUCGAAUUCCUUCUCUCUUUCCAAGGCCUCACAGCAGCGUCGCAACCAGUCCACAGCAUCAUCGCGGGCUCUGUACUUCCAGAGCGACAACGAUGAAGACUACCGCCUAUGGUUCAAGCACAUCAAAGACUCCACUCAGAUACAGGUCCAGGCAGUCAGUGACAUCACGGCUGUACAUCGUGCUGGACGACAUCCACCGGCAACCAUGGAUCUUAGCCAGGCUCAGCGAAUACACUCGCCACCAACGUCACCACUGCCAUUCAACUUAGCGCAACCUGAUGGAGAGCAUGAACAUGACGCAGAUGACGAAGAGGGAGAGGAAGUGUUUAAUGAACCUGUGUUACCAGAUGAAGACACAUACCAGGUACCUAGACCAGCUCAGCAGGCUGGCACCACACUGCCGUCGUGGCUACAGGAUGAAUUGCAUCAGAAACAGGAGGCUGAGGCUAUGUCUAUGUCAACUGGCAGGCCGAUUGCAGGAAACCCACUAUGGUGGGCAGUGGUGUCGUCCAACAUUGAAGAAACAUUUCAAGGCCCACUCUCUAUCAAGCAUGGUACAGUGGCAGCAUUACGCAGCUGGAAAGCGCAUUGGUGCACAGUGGCUGGCGGUAGACUGAACUGUUUCCGUCAGAGAACAGACACUGAGAGCGUUGUGGAGCUGCAGCUGGGUGGCCAGCUUCUCAGCCAUGCGCCCGAGCGUGGCAAGCCGUUCUGCUUCAACAUUUUCAUUGACCAGAAGCUGGCGCUGUGCCUCUCCGUGGAGGUCAAGAAAGAUUUGGAUGACUGGAUGGCGCUUCUCCUAACAACGGCUGGUGGAAAGGCAGCUGAAGCUGAUGUGCCUCUCUUCUACAACUAUGUUCCGAAGACAACGUCUGAAGCAGCCAAGCCAGUAGUCCGCCAACCUGGCAGCAGUGAUAUUGUAGCGGACGGUGCUGGCUACUUCCAUGAAAUCCUCCCUGACAGAAACUUAGCGGCAGUGCGGUCAGGUGUAGAUGACUACCAGCCACCCGAUGUACUACUGGUGAAAAUUGCCAAGGCACCUCAGCCGGUGGCGGGGGCGACGUCGGCACUAGCCAGCUCAACAGCAGCACCUGUCAGUCAGUCCACUGCAAUGCCACCAGUGUAUAAACCCAAUGUUGAUAGGCCAGAAGCUAGCCGCGCAGCCGCAACCCCGGCUAUGGCAGCAGCAGCAGCAGCAGCAUCUGCAGAAAAUGUCCAUGAUGGCUAUCUGCAGAAGCGUAGUGGUCCAUCACUUUGGCAUCGGCGGUACUGCUAUUUGCAGGGAACAAUGCUACAUCUGUAUUCACAAAAGGGUAGCCAAAAUCCCAUUCAAAAGCAAUCACUUGCCAACUGUGGGCUUGGAGCCACUUCGAAGGAUGGCAAGAAAGAUGCUUUCAAGGUAACACCACCUAGUCCCCAUCCUCGUAUCUACUUGCAAGCCACCAGCUCCAGGGAGCGUGCUGACUGGAUGGAAGCUCUGCAGAAGGCCAUUGUCGAAGCGUCAGCCUCCACAACAGCGGUUGGAAUCGAGCCAAGUCGCAGACGCUUAUCGUUCCGCAGGCCAAAGAGCAAUGUUAUCAACAUGUCUGUUGUGAGUGACGCCGAAGAUCAACCCAGGAAACGAGGGCUCAUCGGUCGCCUACGCUCUUGGAGCCAGGAGAAUAUUUCACGUCGCUCUAGCAGACACAGUGAAUUGGUUGAGCCAGGUGGUGCUGCUACAGGCGGCUAUGAUCAAAACAGUCCUCAACCAUUCGUUCGUGGAACAGUGUCACUAGGACAUGGGGAAUUCAAGCGAGCACGUGGUGGAAAGCCAGUUGCUCCCAGUGCUGGCGGUAAAUCGAUGAGCGGUGUGCUCUUUCUCAACUACGGCAGCGGAGAAGGCUCGAUGUGGUGCAAGGUUGCUGAUGGCGAAUUGUCUGCAUUCAGCACACCGCAAAACCGGGAGCCGGCGUAUGCUGCCAACCUCGCCGGCGCGCAUAUCAAACUCUCAUCACAUCCUCUGCCUCAGGACCGUGUCGUCACCAUUGACGGUGGCUCUUUGCAGAAACCUGUUCUAAUACGGGUCAAUGGCCAGGCAAAGACUUUCGAUGACUGGGUGAGUGCGUUGCAAUCAAGCACUGUCCAAGAAAAGCCGCUAAAGAGAAGCUUGAGUAUGCGCAUCCGCCGAUCGAUUCGUCGUAGACCUGCACCGCGGAAGCGAGGAAGCGAUCCUGCACCAAGCGCUUUGCCUUCUGGUAGUAUGGGCACGUCACCGCUUGAUCUCGCCACACCAAGCCGUCCUCCUACAUAUGCUACUGGGGGUGGUGGUGCUGCUCCCAAACCUCUUGGUAGUCGGCCACUUCCUCGCCCGCCAGGUCAGUUGCCAACCUUGCCCCAACCUCCAUCAGAUGAAGUGGCUCCACUUGAUAGCUUGCUGCCCGGCUAUGCCAGUCGCCUGACAAGCGAUCUGAAUGCACUGACAACAGCUGUUGAUAUUGAUGACACUCCUUCCAAGAAAGACUCUCGCACCCCAUCCCUACCAUCUGAUGAUCGAAGACCCAGCCAGGCUACGGUACGGGCACCAUCUGCUGGCAGAGAAACACCAGAGACACCUGCAGUCACUGUUCUGCCAGGUAGGGAUGUGAAAUCACCCCCCGCAAAGAAAACGCCUUCUCCUGCAGAAACAGGUACUCGGCAAGGAAAGGCAGUUGUUGGCACCGAGACAAGUCCACCAUCAGCAAGUCUGGCCAAGCAAACCAGUUCAAGCAGCCUGGAGAAGUCGGCCGCCAAGAAAACACCACCCGCAGCACCUCGCCGCAUGGACAGUAUCAGCAAUGGCCCCAGCAGCAGCAACGGCAGUAGCAGCAACAGCUACAGCAUACCACCGCCCGUCAUCAGGCAAGUCAAGAAUUCCCCACGGCCUCGUGCUCAUACUGAUGUUCAGAUGUCAGCUCCACCGCCACCUCCCAGUGGCAUGUCAAGCCCAGCAGUGUACAGUGACUUGCUCAAGGAGUAUGAAAACAAGGCAAAGUCUGUUAAUGUACAGGCCACCGAACAGAGAACGACGCUGACACAGGAACGCAUCGAUCUUGUCCGUCAGCAAGUUGACUUGGAGGAUCGAAUCCGCACUUGCAAUGUGCGCCUAGCUACUGUGGAAGCCAAAGGCAAAGGUAACAGCACCGUCUUCAAGGGUCGAGUUUCUGGUGAGGAUCCAUUUGAGAUCAAGCGUGAGCGAGCAGAGUUGCAGAACAAGGGUGGAUGGGUGGAGGGUAAAAUCCAGCGUAUCGAUGACCAGAUCUUGCGUGUAGGAACAGAACUCUCUACGGCCAUUGAUCGACUGGAGAAGGAGCGCAAUGCGCGUAUUGAGCAGAUCAGCGCACAGGAACUUGAAUCUGCCAUGUAAUAGCCUUCCAGCUACGGCAUGGCUGUGGCUGCUGUGAUGCAUGCAUUUGGUGAAUAGGUGAAGAUAAGCUGAAUGAACUGAUAUACUCAACGUGACUGGCUAACAAUAGUAAUUAUUAUGGAUAUACAGAUCGCACGGCACGUUUUACACAUCGCCGCCUUUUAUUGUACACUGGAGAGUAUUCACCGGAGACUAACUGUGCAGAGAGAUUUCAUAAUUAUAAUGCACAUUCCUUUCAAUCAUGCCAUUGCCAAUAUCAUGAUCAACUGGAUAUUACAGUACAAUGCAUGCUUACUUGUUUUGAGCUAACUGGAAACGACAGUGUACACUCUUGUCAGUCUACCUACUGAAGACUCAGCCACCUGACCUUUCUACCCGCUGUUAAUACAAUGGCUUCUGGUGCCAUGUGUGCUGAUGUGCAUAACGAAUAUGCGGUAUUUGAACAUGCACCGCUUAGCUAGCUGUGUACUCGACCAACGCUUUCUGGUGGGCGUCCCUAUGAAUGUCCUGUUAUCAUUUUGAUUGCCGCAUAUACCCAUCAAAUUGCUGCUUUUGUACUUGUCCUUUUUUCCCCUGAUGUUUUAAUGUAGUCCUACGAUCAUGCUGUGUCACUUGCUUUUCUUGCACUGCACUGUUACCAUGGUUACUACACAGCAGAGUGCACACCAUGUAUAUGAUCUUGAACCUCUGAACUAGUACUAUUCUACUAUA